Messenger RNA from Lathyrus oleraceus (garden pea), 647 nucleotides. Its product is annotated as leucine-rich repeat extensin-like protein 3. Bases 80 to 553 code for a protein of 157 amino acids. The transcript has 2 exons. NCBI's taxonomy places the organism in Eukaryota, Viridiplantae, Streptophyta, Magnoliopsida, Fabales, Fabaceae. The record is from RefSeq and is a predicted model, not a curated record.
UUCAGUAUAUUAUCUUCUUAGAAUUUGGUCUUUAGAGGCAUAGCAUAAAAUUCUAUACUGUCAUUGAAACUCACUAGUUAUGGAUCCAACGCAAGCGUCCGUUCCUCCAUCGCCACCAUCUUCAGCGCCGCCACCGCUGCCACCAUCACCUCCACCGCCGCCUCCGCCACCGCUUCCACCAUAUUCGCCGCCGCCUCCACCGCCACCGCCGCCUCCGCCACCAUCUUCCCUACAACCACUAUCACCAUCUUCCCCGCAACCACUGUCACCAUCUUCAUCGCAGCCACCACCAGAAUCUUUAUUGCGUCAAAGGAAUUCUUCAGCGAAGCUACCACUGCCAUCCCAACGUAAUGCAUCAUCAUCUUCAUUGCAGCCACCACCACCACCACAUUCUCCGGUGCGACAAACGCAAACAUCAUUGCAGCUAAUUCCACCGCCACCUCCACCACCACCAACCUGGCGGUCCCCAAGCGUAAUCUUUGGUGCUGUUUAUAUUGGUUGGAUGGUGUAUUCUUGUAUCCGUGAUAUACUCUUAUUCUGGAAUAAAUCUUGAUUUGGAAUUUCAAGAUUUUAGAAGUGUGAUUGAAGUUGGUUAUUGUGAUGACAGCAUACAUAGAAGACUGUUAACUCAAAUUACUUACAUUUUA